AUGUACGCUUCUGCAGUGUACUCAGGGGCCCACACCGAUACAGUAGGCGACUGGGGCAAUGCCAAUUACACCCGAGAAACCAUCAUCCAGUCCUUUGUUGUGAUUCUCAAGGGGCGCCAUCGUUACUGCAAGGCACAGUUCAUGUGGCAUCGCAAAAAGCAGUGCGUCUACGGUAUUGCCAAGGGAAAUGGACUCCAAGAAUUACUGAAGCGUCGGUUCGGACACGAUGCGGAAGGUCUCCUCAUUGACGGGGAGAUUUGGUUUGACGAUGAGGAGGUCUUGCGUGGCGGUGUCUUCGAGACUGGCAAAAGCUACUAUGUUGUCUACAAUGAUAAUGUUCCUUCGUACUCGGAAGCGAAAGCUCUUCCCCCAGCAUACGAUCUCCCCGAGGCUUCCCGAAGGGACCGGGAGGUUCAUCGGAUCCAUGGAUACAGCUACUACACCAGCAUUCCUACGUUGACAAAGGAGCUGAACAUUGGGCUUGGCAAGACAUUAAAGGCCCUUGUCAUGACUAACAAGGAUACCAAGCACAUCGAUACGCUUAUCAAUUUCUUGUCCAAUUACGCGACAGACCGCUGGGUAGGCGUUCUUUGCCACGGGCGCGAAUACACUGACGACUCCAUACUUUACGACGAAGCAGCAGUUCCCGGUGAGGUUUAUCCUGUAACGUAUCGAUCGCCAGGCAAACUCAAUGUCUUUCAGAAGCUCAGCGACAAGGCUAACGCUGUCAGUUACUCCAAGGCAUCGGCAUCGGCAUCGACGUAG
Molecule: messenger RNA, 765 nt
Organism: Protomyces lactucae-debilis
Lineage: Eukaryota; Fungi; Ascomycota; Taphrinomycetes; Taphrinales; Protomycetaceae
Exons: 1
Coding region: 1-765 (254 amino acids)
Source: RefSeq, a predicted model, not a curated record